AGAAAGGGAGAGAGAAAGUGUGGCCGACCGAAGGCGGUGUUUUUAUACUCCCCCUCAUCUAACGCCGUCAGCGCUCUCGCUCCUCUUUCGAUUUCUCGGAGAUCGUAGAAUUUUUAGGUUUUUGAGAGAGAAGAGAGAGCCCUAAUUCUGAAAUGAACCGUUUAUCCCUUCACCGCAUCAGGUUCAGCUCACACAUUGUCUUCCCAGACCCGAGGUUUUAUGGCUCUAGCCUUAUGAGUGAGAGUAGCUUGCUUUAGGUAAGCAGGCUUCGUGGAGACAAGCUUAUUGAAAAGAAUUAGUUACUGGUUGGUGUUUACUUUUACUUUAGUACUUAAAAAUGGAAGCGACGAACGUAAAGGCAUUGGUUAAUGGCGGGAGAAUUGCCGGCGAGCUUAAGAGAAAAAGAGCGGCUCCGCCUGCUGCAUAUGCUGGCCGUGCCAUGGUAACACAACAGCAGAAUGUGGUACCAUCCUCUUUCAAGUGUUGUGGUAUGAUUAGACCUGAUGACUCUAAACUUAAAUCUCACUCUUCUCCGGAGAAGCAUAUUCUGAGGAACUAUCGGAAUUUUAUGAAAAGUGGGUUGCCCCAUCGAGUGUUAUUUUAUCAGGAUGGGGAAUGGAAAGAUUUUCCUGGCAAUAUUACUAGUCUUGUACUAGGAGAUUUUCAAAUGAAGAAGGCAAUAUCUGAAGUUAUGUAUCAGAAACAGCAACUGUUGUUGGAUUUUGUGCACAUGGUAUACAUAGAUACAGAGACGGGGGCAAGCAAGCCAAUUGCAUGGAUUGACGUACACGGGGCAUGUUUUUUCCCAGAAUUUUUUGCUUCAUACGGGUACCUUGACUCUGAUGAAGGAAAACAUGUUCACUUGCCUUGUGAGCCAAGUGGAACACGAGAAAUGAAUUCACAGUUGGAUAUUUCACUCAGUGCUGCUGAAAGCGCAAAUUCUGAGGCUCCCGAUGAUGAAGUCUUCUCAAAUGUCAAGAGAAUUAGAAGUGUUUCCAGUGAUAGGAACAAAGGCAUUAUCGAUGUGUUUGAUAACAAGAAUGCAACUGCUGGUGUAGAGGAUAAGGGGAUUAAGAGUGUUCCCAGCUACAACAAUAAUAGUGUUAAGAUCAUCUCAGAUAACAAUAACACUACUAAGGGGUUGUUAGAUGACAAGAACGUAACUAAUGAUCUCGAAGAAGUUGUUGGUGAGAAUGAACCAUGUGCUAUAUUCCUUCCAAAGGUUUCUGAUUCUGGAUCUUGUCAGGAGAAAGUUGCAAUGCCUACUGGUGGACCCAGUGCUCUUGGCGCUGUGCAAAGUAUGUUGCUCUAUGGGUUGGGUUCAGUUAUUAAUGCAAAGGAUAUUGCCAACAUCUCCAAAAUACCUUUGGUAAAUAACAUUGGGCAAAUUCGUUUUGAGCUUUUCCGCAAAGAAGUUGAGGCCACUAAGAAUCUCCGGGGCAAUGCAAAUGUUCGUUAUGCAUGGCUAGCUUCUUCCAGAGAUGCCGUGGAAGACGUAAUGUCAGGAGAGAGGGUGAUGUUUAAGAAGCCCAUGCGUGGACCUGCAUAUGGGUUAGGUGUUCAUCUUGCUCCGGCAAAUCGCUCCAAUAUCUGUGCUGGUUACUCUGAUGUCGACGAAAAUGGCAUGAUUCAUAUGAUGUUGUGCCGGGUUAUAAUGGGAAAUGUAGAACUUGUUUGCAAUGGAUCUGACCAGUUUCAGCCCAGUGAUGAAAACUUUGAUAGUGGUGUUGAUGAUCUUCAAUCACCGAAGCACUAUAUUGUAUGGGGAAUGCACAUGGAUAAUCGUAUUUACCCAGAAUAUGUUGUGGCUAUUAAAGUGCCUCAAAAAGCAGAAGAAAAUUUGGCUGGAAAGGAAAGCGUGUCUAAUACAUCUGUGCUUACAAAUUCUGGUUCAUCACAAAGCCUAUUGCAGGAGGGCAACCCCUCUCCAGGCCUGGCCAGUCAGCCUCAGGAAAGAGCUCCAAUGUUCGGUAGACCUCCACGAACUCCAACAUCACCUUGGAUGCCCUUUUCGAUGUUGUUUGCUGCAAUUUCAACCAAAGUAUCUGCUCAUGACAUGGAUUUAGUUAAUAUGCAUUAUGAAGAGUUCAAGACAAGAAAAAUAAAUAGGACCGACCUAGUUAAAAAGUUGAGGCAAGUAAUUGGCGACAAGCUGUUGAUAUCUACAAUAAUGAGACUUCAGCACAAGUUACCGCCUCCGAAGGCGGCAUUACAUGCCCGAAGCUUCAUGCGGACCUCUGAGAGUUGAAGAAUGCAUCUCCGCCAGAUCAUGGGGUUCCUGACUGAAUAAUUUCAGGCAGGCUUAGUUUCAGGUUAGAUAGGUUUUGCGUCAUUUUCCCUUUUUCCGUCCUUGUGUGAUAAAAGCAUGAAUAGCUAAUUUCACCUUAGCGUCAAAACUAGCAGCAACUUCUGUGAAAUGGAUGGUUAUGUAGUGGGGAUUCGGGAUAUGUUGUUUUGAAUGCCAUGAUGAAAGAACUUGUCGACAAUGUAUCUUUGUAUUGCUUUAUAUAUCGUUUUGAGACAUUUUUUUGAUC
This is a messenger RNA of Asparagus officinalis (garden asparagus), 2534 nucleotides long. RefSeq names its product inactive poly [ADP-ribose] polymerase RCD1. Bases 338 to 2248 code for a protein of 636 amino acids. Gene Ontology annotation, molecular function: NAD+ poly-ADP-ribosyltransferase activity. NCBI's taxonomy places the organism in Eukaryota, Viridiplantae, Streptophyta, Magnoliopsida, Asparagales, Asparagaceae. The record is from RefSeq and is a predicted model, not a curated record. The transcript has 7 exons.